AUGAAUCCUAGUGAUAUGGUAACAGAAGACGGUCGGGGAAGUCCAGUUCCAAGGAAUGUUCAGUUCAACAUACCUCCGAAUACUCCUGCAGCGAGUGUUUCUCAGAAAUCGCAACAGAGCGGAACUCCUCCACCACCACCGAAGGAUAUUAUUGGCGGUGUGACCUUCUCAGCCAAGCCAAAGCUUCAGAUCAAUCUAAUCAAGUCAACUGUGAUCUGUCCAAAGGAGGAACGAGAACUGUUGAGAACAGCAAAUCCGAAAGCGUAUCAUCAGUUGGAAAAAGACGCUAGCGGAACAUCAGCCGAUAGUCGCAACCAGCAAAUCGAGGACAUACCUUAUGCCAAGACAGCAAGUGAAGUCCACGAUGUAAUAAAAGUUGAGAACCACAUCACGGAGCAUCUCACGAAGUUUGGGAUCGAUUGGUUCUUUGUCAACACAGUAUUUCCCAUCAAGAACAGGAACGGGGAAUUUGAACAAAGCAAGCUUGAGAAUCGAGCGGCAAAUCUUUUGUCAGGUUAUGCAACUCUUACCUUGGAAGAAGUCUUCGACUCAGUCGUAUACCUCUAUGGAUAUGGUUAUGACGAAAGUCAGGGUGAGAAUUCUUGGAUGCCAACAGAUCUUCAAUGGUCUGGAACAUAUCUCAAGAAUCAAUGCACGAGCGAUAUGAUCGAUCGUAUCGAGGAAGACUUGAAGAGCGCAGGGAUCUCGAAAGAAUUCUGGGGGUGGGGACCACUCAUCUACAAGGUUCUUAUGGAUCGUAUCUCUGCUAGCAGCUAUCACGCACUCAAGGCACUUCGGGACUCUCUCGAAGAAGGUGAUGGCAUCAAUUUGUACUCCAAGGUAUAUGAUGGCAAUAUCCGCAAGUUCUGCACGGAAAUUGAGUCUACCAUCCUUAUGUUGCGAAAGAAUGAGAAGCACAAUGCCAAAGGGGAAAUUGUUGGCGAGCGCCACAUGCCCAAGGGCUUGUCAGAGCGUCUUUUGAGGGUAUUCAGCAACACAGGAAACGGUGACUUCGACGAUUUGUUCCAAGGCGAACUUAAGCUUGGGAACCAGAGGUGUCUUCUCGAGAACGUCGAAGGCGAAGCAGCAUACGGCACGCCUGAAACCAUCUUAAUCCAAGCCCGCAAGUUCUAUGACAGGCUCAAUCUUUUAAAUCAAUGGGAGACGGAGGGAACACGAGCGGCUGCCUUCACCGCCGACAUCAGUCCACCCAAAGGGAAAUCAGGAUCCAAGUGCUUCGGGUGUGGACGCGAUAGCUGUCGCCAGAGCAAUGCCACUUGUCCUCGUCACAAUCUGGAAGCAAAUCCCGAAGGGAAGAAGGCCAAAGCUGCUUUCGAUGCAGCCAAGGCAGCGAAGAAAGCCUCGAAGGAAUCUGGGAAGAAGGGCGAUCAAGUUUCCAAGGGCUCAGAGAAGGGAGACAAGACCAACAAGACCGGAAAGAGCAAAUGGCCUCCAGCUCCAAAGGGAGAUGAUCCAAAGGAACAAGAAAUCAAUGGAACCUUGCAUUUCUAUCACUUCAAAGACAAAAAGUGGUACAAGUGCAGAAAGCAGAAAACAACUGGAGAAGACGAACCGUCGCCAAAUACCGGCCCCAGUGCGCACCUCGCGCAAUCAAACGGUGUUUGGAACGGGAACGGUCUAUUCGCGGGAAUGAGUGGAUAUUUCUCUGAAGAGUUCUCCAAGGUCAAGGUCGGAGAUGCUACCAACGAAGAAGUCAUGUUGCAAGAGCGUCUACUCAAGAAUGCCGUUGACAGGGCAAUCCGUAACUUUAACAAGAACCUGGGCCAAGAGUGA
Messenger RNA from Cylindrotheca closterium, 1794 nucleotides. NCBI's taxonomy places the organism in Eukaryota, Bacillariophyta, Bacillariophyceae, Bacillariales, Bacillariaceae. The record is from the annotation of a GenBank genome assembly.